AUGUCUGGUAGAGGGAAAGGUGGUAAGGGGCUGGGCAAAGGGGGAGCCAAGCGGCACCGUAAAGUCCUUCGUGAUAAUACCCAGGGCAUCAUGAAGCCAGCUAUCUGGAGCCUGGCCUACCAUGGGGGCAUCAAGUGCAUCUCCGGUCUCAUAUACAAAGAGGUUCAAGGAGUCCUGAAGGUUUUCUUGGAAAAUGUUAUCAGGGACUCGGUCACCUACACUGAGCACGCCAAUCGCAAGACGGUGACGGCCAUGGAUGUGGUGUACUCACUAAAGUGCCAAGGGUGGAUCUUGUAUGGUUUCGGUGGUUGA
Carcharodon carcharias (great white shark) is the source of this 312-nucleotide messenger RNA. Its product is annotated as histone H4-like. Gene Ontology annotation, biological process: nucleosome assembly. Gene Ontology annotation, molecular function: structural constituent of chromatin; protein heterodimerization activity; DNA binding. Bases 1 to 312 code for a protein of 103 amino acids. Gene Ontology annotation, cellular component: nucleosome. The transcript has a single exon. The record is from RefSeq and is a predicted model, not a curated record. Lineage: Eukaryota; Metazoa; Chordata; Chondrichthyes; Lamniformes; Lamnidae.